AUGGAUAGCAAGCUGCGUGCUGAGGAAAUAACCAACAUCCUCACCCUUACCGCAGCAAAGCGGGUGAGGAAAUACGACCACAUCUCAGCCUUUAGCAUCCGCUUUGAAGCAGAUGACACUGGUGCAGCAUCCAGUGCUGGUGACUUUCGCUCCCUUGUCAAGACCUUCGGGCUGAGCGAUAUCGAUGAAUGUGUCAUCCCAGCAGGAUGUCUCUACCCAGCAACUAAAGUAGGAAAUGUGCUGGAAAUGCAUCUAACCACCGAGUUUUCGCGCUGUUCCCAGACACCGGAAGGCCGAUGCCUUGCAAUUAUCCACUAUGCUGGACAUGCACGUUAUGACGAGUGCGACGGGCUUUUCUUUGACGCUGGGCCUAUCCCAGGCCAUUUUCCAUUCUCGUCACUCACCAGCCGCAUCUCGGAGUUCCACGCGAGCCAAUGCCCUCCCUUUGAUGUUGUCUUCAUCAUUGACUCCUAUUACGCUGGUGGUGCGUCACUCCAGUAUACUCCCAGGAGACGGGAGACCGUUGAGCUAUUGGCCGCUGUUAGUGAGGAUAGUACAUUUACAUCGAAAUUGGCAAAUGAGGCAGCGUUGGCCAGUGCCAAAAUGCCAUCGAUCGAUUUCAUUGAGCUCUUAAAACGCACCUACGAUAUGUCAGUUGUCAAGAAACCGGUUCAUAGGUUUCUUGCGGGUGCUAUCCCGAUCAGACUUCGAUUUGCGGCAGAACUAAACGCCUCUCCGCCUCCAUCACCCACUGCAUCGUUGUCAGUGAAUAGCAACUAUACAGUUGUUAUUAAAUGCCAUGUCGUUGAUGAUCCUACCUCAGCUGGGGUGGGCCGGCUGAUUAAGACGAUCGAAGACGUCCAGCACUCCAUCGGCGUUGUCGUUGACCAAGUUUAUCCCGCUGAAUCUACCGGUCUAGUUAUGCGCGUGCCACACAGCGUCUUCCUGUCUUUAGAGACCCUCUCGGGUAUCGAAGUGCUGUUCGAAAACGUGGGGCGUCCUAUUCCUGUCCGUGAAGUCGCUACGGAGUACACCAGUCGCCUUGUCAAUUCGUGA
Messenger RNA from Arthroderma uncinatum, 1056 nucleotides. RefSeq lists its product as uncharacterized. The record is from RefSeq and is a predicted model, not a curated record. The transcript has a single exon. Lineage: Eukaryota; Fungi; Ascomycota; Eurotiomycetes; Onygenales; Arthrodermataceae. The coding region runs from base 1 to 1056 and encodes 351 amino acids.